AGAUUUUGAUUCGUAGGAGCCUGGAAGGUUAAAAAGAUUAAAGAAAUACUUUUUGAGGUUGCGUGACCUAUCCGUUAAUUUCGUUCAUCUCUUCUCUCCUUCCUCUUCCUUUCUUCUAGCCCUUUGAUCUGUAAUUCUUUCUGGUUUAAGAAAUUGGAUUUUUCAAUUUGCUUCUCUCUCUGUGUUUCUGUUUCUGAAUCCUCACAAAAUCCAUCCAAAGAAGUGAAUUCUUUGUGUUUCUGGGGUAGGGAUUAGGAAUGGGGAAUGCCCUUAGGUAUCUAUGGGGUCACUGCUGCAAGCCCUCAACUCAGGAGUCUGAAUCACUUGGUCCUCAUGGUGUCUCUGCCGCAACAAUUGGAGUUUCAGCAAUUGCCCAUGAUCUCUUUCACUUUGACAUCACAGCUCAGGUUCCUGAAGGACUAAGCCAGCAUGUCGUCUCGUCGAAGAAGGCUCAGGCUAACUGGUACAGAAAAUUGUUGGAGGCAUGGAAAGAAGCAAAGCCCCCACCAAAAACUCCUGAACAAGCUUCAAGGCUUGUCAUUCAGACCUUGAAGAGACACCAAGAAGCCGAUGUCAAGGGUUUAUUGGCCUUCUAUGGUCUUCCUCUUCCUCACACUCUGGUUGAAACUCUUGGGCCAGCCCCUUUGUCACAGCCUGAAGGACUCAAGUUUGAAUUGCUGACACUACCUGUGGAUGCAAAAGCUGUUGCAGAUGGGGAUACCAUUACUGUCUAUGUGGACACCUCAGACCCCAGAGAAUCAUCUGCUCUUCCCAGAGAAGUACAAGUGGCUGCCAUCGAAAGAUCAAAAGCCCGUGCAGUCAAGAACUAUGCAAAGGCAGAUGCACUUCACAAGAGCAUUAUUGAUGCAGGAUAUCGUGUAUUAACUGGUCCGAACAAUGAGGACAUUCUAGCUCGAAAAUAUCGGAUUCGACUAAGGGGCAUAGAUGCACCGGAAAGUUCAAUGCCCUUCGGGAAGGAGGCGAAAGAGAAGCUGGUUAAACUGGUACAGGGGAAGUGUUUGAAAAUUUAUGUUUAUGACACAGACCGUUAUGGAAGAUCUGUUGGGGAUAUCUACAGCAAUGGUGUGUUUGUGCAGGAAACUAUGCUCAAGAAAGGUUUUGCAUGGCAUUAUGCUGCUUAUGACCGUCGCCCAGAACUUGCGUCGUGGGAGAAGCAGGCUCGAGCUGCUAAAGUUGGCUUGUGGGCACAAUCUAACCCUGAAAAGCCAUGGGACUGGAGAAAAGAUAAACGUGAAGGCAGAUGAGUUUCGCUUACAAAGGCCAAAGAAAAUAUCUCCCUAAGAAGACCCACCAUGCCCAAGAGGGGAAAGGGAUAUGGCAUGCAACAUGAGACUACAGAAUGCAACUCUGGAUGGGUCACUCAGAUUGUUUUCCAUGUAUUUAUAAAUUUCAAGAAAGCUUCUACAACCCACCCCUUGGAGAGGAAGAGGGGGGGAAGGGAAGUGGGGAAGGAGUGAGGUUGGUAAUUUGUAACUUAGGAAAGUGAAUUGUAAUGGUGUAAAAGAAAUAGGGUGCCUCUGAUCUCUUAUCUAGAGGUUUAACAAUGAAACAUUCUCAAAGUACUGAAGAA
Molecule: messenger RNA, 1591 nt
Organism: Macadamia integrifolia
Lineage: Eukaryota; Viridiplantae; Streptophyta; Magnoliopsida; Proteales; Proteaceae
Exons: 9
Coding region: 258-1265 (335 amino acids)
Cellular component (GO): cytoplasm
Molecular function (GO): nucleic acid binding; nuclease activity
Source: RefSeq, a predicted model, not a curated record